Messenger RNA from Parascedosporium putredinis, 2970 nucleotides. The record is from the annotation of a GenBank genome assembly. NCBI's taxonomy places the organism in Eukaryota, Fungi, Ascomycota, Sordariomycetes, Microascales, Microascaceae.
AUGUCUUUCAACGAGAAGUUUCAGGCUGGUGAGGCAUACGGGUCGUCGCAGAAUGACUCGACCGACUUCCUCAGUGAUCCCAUUGCUUUAGCCACACAGCUUGUGAAGGAUUACGCAGGGGUUCGCAGCCAGGUGACCCCGAUAGAGUUAGCGUCUCUACUCAAGAGCAUGCUCCUUGAAAAGGGCAAGCCGAUUGAUGAUAAGAAAGGGACCUCCGAGCUUUUGAUUGGGAUUCUUACAGCGCUGCCCUCUACUGCUAAGAUUCGAACACAGCUCACGAACAAACUGAUCGAUACGCUUUGGGAUACCCUCCAACAUCCGCCGCUCACCUACGUUGGCGGGAAUGUCAAGUAUGAGGUGGUGAAUCCUCAAAACACCUCUGCGAUAGCCGGUGCCCCGGAUUACGACACCAUCGAAUUUCAGGUGCCCGGGACCAGUGUUACACUUCGCGAAAAGAUCCCCAAGCUCCGGAUGGCAUGCACCAUCAGGGCCGACAAGGCCCUUCACGGAGCCAAGCCGGAUGCUAGCCUCCUCUUCGACUUGCUCAUGGCUCGAGACGACGUAAACUUCAAGGACAACGAAGCAGGCAUCUCGUCGAUGUUCUUCUACCAUGCUUCGAUCAUCAUCCAUGACAUUUUCAGAACAAGCCGUACCGACAUGAACAAGUCGGACACCUCGUCCUAUCUUGACCUCGCGCCUCUGUACGGCUCGUCCCUCAAAGACCAGCUUGAGAUUCGCACGAUGAAGGAGGGCCGGCUCAAACCUGACACCUUUCACGAGAAGCGUCUGUUGGGACAGCCGGCUGGUGUGAACGUCAUGCUGGUGCUAUACAGCAGGUUCCACAACUAUGUUGCCGAUAUAUUGCUCAAGAUCAAUGAGAAUGGCCGAUUUACCUUAGCAUGCGGCCCUGAGGCGAGUGAAGAAGAUCGUGCGCGUGCUCUAGCUAAGCAGGACCAUGAUCUUUUAAUACGGCUCGCCUUAUUGUCGGUCAGCGUUGAGUUUAACCUGCUCUAUCGAUUCCACUCUUGCAUCUCUAAGAAAGACGAGCGAUGGAUCAACGACUUUUUCCUCAAACUGUUCCCAAACCGCACAGCCGAAAAUCUGGAUCAGGUUAGCAUGAGGGAGCUCGGUGAGGCUCUGCAAGACUUUGAGAAGGGCAUUCCCAAGGAUCCGAGCCAACGGACCUUUGAUGGCCUCAAACGUCAGGCUGACGGCACCUUUAAGAAUGAUGACCUUGUGAAUAUCCUAAAGGAGGCCAUGGAAGAUCCGGCGGGUGUGUUUGGCUCCCGCACAAUUCCCAAAGCCCUUAAAAUUGUCGAGGUCCUCGCUAUCAAUCAAGCCCGUAGGUGGCAAGUGGGGUCACUUAACGAGUUCCGCACCUUCUUUGGGCUCAAGAGGCACGAGAAAUUCACGGAUAUUAACAAGAACCCUGAGAUUGCGGAUAUCCUUGAGAGACUGUACACCGAUCCGGACAUGGUCGAGCUUUACCCUGGCCUUAUGAUUGAGAACUUCAAGCCCGUUCGCAGCGCCGGAAGUGGCAUUUGCCCUACCUAUUCGCUCGGCCGAGCUGUCCUCUCAGACGCGAUUACCCUUGUGCGAUCUGACAGGGGGUCCAUGCUAUACAAACUUAUCCAGCGUGGCCUUCCAGGCUGGUUCCCGUUCAACUCCGUCGCCGUCAUGCAGCCCAUGUACACUAAAAAGGCGAAUAUACAGAUCGCUAAGAAGCUGGGGACCAUUGACCAGUUCACCGUUGAUGAUCCAAAGCCACCAAAGCAACCUAUCAUCGUGACUUCGAAUGCGACGGCUAAGAAAGCCUUGUCAAACCCUGAUACCUUCGCUGCCCCAUGGCUCGCGGGAAUCAAUGCUCUAUUUCCUGGAAAGAAGGACUAUAGUUGGUUCAUGCUUUCUGCCCUGCACAAAUUCAUUGACAAUGUCGGGGCCAAGCUCAUCGAGAAGGAGACGUUCAAGCUCUCUCAAGGGCUCCACCAGAUUGACAUUAUCCGUGACGUUGCUAUUCCACUUAAUACGCAACUGCUCGCCGAUUUGUUCUACUUCGAUCUGCGGACAGAUGAAAAUCCGGAUGGCCAAUUUGGCACGGCCGAGUUAUAUAGACAUCUACUGAAUAUCCGUAUCUGGGGCGUGAACAACACCGAUCCUGCACAGGCAUGGACACGCCGCCGUCGGGCCCAGGAGGGCGUGAAGGCGAUUUCCGAAUCUACACGUCGGCUCGUCAAUGAGGUGACUACUAGCAAGGGUUUUGGUUUCGGAAUCGCAACUACCAUCUCGAAUCUAGUUGGGUCUAGGCAGCAUAUCAAGAAGGAUUCGUUGCGAUGGUGUGGACUCAAGCUCGUGGAAAACCUGUUAGCUCAAGGAGACUCUGCUGAUAGAGUUGUUGAUAACCUGUGGCUGACCUCGUUCGGAGGGACUGGUGUGCCCAUCACAGCAUUUUACGAGGUACUCGAUUUCUUCUUGAAGAAGGAGAAUGCCACCAUCUGGGCACAGGUACAGAACUUUGCUGCGAAGAGCGACACAGCUAACAUCCAUGCCUAUGUCAUCGAAGCUCUACGUCUCACUAGCAACCAGCGGAACGUCCGUGUGGCUAUUAAGCAAACGGAGAUCGAUGGGAAAGUUAUCCAACCUGGUACACCAGUCGUCUUCCUUAUGGGUGAGGCUGGACGUAACCCGGCUGAAGUUAGUGAUGCCACCAAAUUCGACCCAAAGCGCAAGGUGGAGGCUAUAUCGCCUUUCAGCCACGGGCAGCAUGAGUGUUUUGCCAAGGACAUUGCACUCUCGUUCAUUACCGGGCUCAUUAAGCUGGUUGCCGGCCUCAAAGACCUCCGCCCUGCUCAGGCUUGGAAGCUGCACUUCUGCGGCAAGGGAACAGGUAACUUCCAGGGAGAUAAUGCGCCAAAUAGGCCGAUUGACCUCCAGCAGUAUUACUAUCUCAUUCAGAAACGAAAGGGUGCUUGA